Messenger RNA from Psylliodes chrysocephalus, 201 nucleotides. Lineage: Eukaryota; Metazoa; Arthropoda; Insecta; Coleoptera; Chrysomelidae. The record is from the annotation of a GenBank genome assembly.
AUGUUUGCUGCUUCUGCAUCCAGAAUCGCCUCAAGGCUCCAAAACAUUCAGCAAGUUAGAAAUAUGACUGUCUUAUCAGGACCUCCACAAGUUAAGAUUUCAACUGGUGAAAAACUUAUUCACGCUCUGGCUUUAUCAGCUGGUAUUUUGGCCAUCCCUGGCUGGGUUCUAGUUAACAUUAAGCACUACAGAGGACUAUAA